This is a messenger RNA of Colletotrichum acutatum, 890 nucleotides long. RefSeq lists its product as uncharacterized. Lineage: Eukaryota; Fungi; Ascomycota; Sordariomycetes; Glomerellales; Glomerellaceae. Bases 86 to 628 code for a protein of 180 amino acids. The transcript has a single exon. The record is from RefSeq and is a predicted model, not a curated record.
AGGACGAGACCCUUGGAAGGAGGGACAGCCGCUGCCUCUCGAGUACGAGUUUCUAUGUGAAUAUACUGAUGCAUUUGGCCUCAUCAUGAGCUUCCUCAUGACGGGAACCUUCCCUCAACAUCCGCAUGCCCGUGUUCGAUCGGUGUCCGACAUGAUUACCGCAUUCAUCCACGCCAACGAAUUGUCAUUUAAGCUCGGUUUUCGCUGUAUUGUGCGUUUUCGCCGCGCAGUAUCUCUUCACUUGCGACAGUUGCUGCUAGAGGACCGAAGGGCGCUGCUCGAAAGGCACAUUGAUAACCUGUACAAACUCCUUGCCCAGCGUAAACGAUGCGCCCCUUGGGGGUUUAGACAUGCGUUUGCGCAGGCAAUGGUUAAGCCCUGGUUGCGUCACUUGGACAUCAGCCCAGUCGAGCCCGUGGACCCUUGCCCAGGCUCCGCCAGACUUGACACGAUAUGGGAUGGUGCUGACCCGGAGGAGUGGCCGAUUAUCAUCAAACAUUGUCUCGAUCUUAUAGGCAAGAGUCAACAUUUCAAAGCCGAUGUUAGGUGGCACAUGGUCCAGACGCUUAAAAACAGGACAAAGAUCAGCUCGUUUAUCGCAGGUGAGUUUGAUUCGCGGUUCCCAUAGAUCUGCGCCAGGCACUAAUAGUACCAUCGACUAGAUGCAUCCCACUACCCUAUUCCUAUAACAUUUCUAUAACAUUCCCGGGCAGCCCGCCACCACCUGUCCGUUGGAGCUUUGUCACCUACCAUUAUAGCGACCCCCUCGUACCUGAUGGAGACAAAGUGAAGGCUCAACGCUUCACUACAACGGAGCUUUCUCGAAGUGGCUGACCCCGGUCUAGCGGCGGUCCCAGCCAACCUUCACUUGCUCAAUGUUUCGGGCCUAU